AGAUAUGGAUAACUACCAUGUUUUGGAAUUGGUAGGAGAAGGAUCGUUUGGGAAAGUUUACAAAGGAAGAAAGAAAUACACAUCACAGAUUGUCGCUCUCAAGUUCAUUCCAAAAUUAGGCAAGUCAGAAAAGGAGUUGAAAGGUCUUCGACGAGAGAUAGAAAUUAUGCGAGGCCUGAAACAUGACAACAUUAUUGAAUUGCUCGACAGUUUCGACACAGAUAAGGAGGUAGUGGUUGUAACUGACUUUGCUGAAGGUGAAUUAUUUCAAAUUCUGGAGGAUGAUGCCAGUCUACCAGAGGAGCAGGUUCAGGUCAUAGCCGCACAAUUGGUUUCAGCUCUGUACUACCUUCACUCACACAGAAUCCUACAUAGAGACAUGAAGCCGCAGAACAUUUUGCUGGGUAAAGGAGGAGUGAUAAAACUGUGUGACUUUGGAUUUGCUCGUGGAAUGAGUGCCAACACACUCGUGCUCACUUCUAUUAAGGGUACACCAUUGUACAUGUCACCAGAGUUGGUGGAGGAGAAACCAUAUGACCACACUGCAGACUUAUGGGCACUUGGCUGUAUACUAUAUGAACUAUUUGUGGGAUCCCCACCAUUCUACACCAACAGCAUUUUUCAGUUGGUCACCAUGAUCAUCAAGGACCCGGUCAAAUGGCCCAAAACUAUGAGCCCAGUUUUCAAAGACUUUCUGCAAGGGUUACUUAACAAAAAUCCAAAGUAUCGUCUAGCUUGGCCGGAUCUCCUUCAUCAUCCGUUUAUUGCAGAUAAGGUCAAAGUCAACCUGGAGGACACAAAAUUGCCGUCUCCAUUCACUCAACCUUUGACAUCAUCCAUGAUCGUUUUGAAGGAGGAGCAAUCCAAGUCAAAAGCUAACCCACCAGGCACAUCCAAAAUCCUGGCCAGGGCAAGGAAAAAGGCAAUUGAAGACGUGGAGAAAAAUCGCCAGAAACACAGUAGACUUCAGGCUUGGGACCAAGCAGAGAAUGGGAAAGAGAAGGAAUGGGAUGACCCGGAUAGUAGCAAGGUUCCAGCUAAGGAAGAGGCAGGGGAAGUAACUCAAAGAUCAAACAGGAUCAGUACAGACUACAAGAAGGAAUACCCCAGCAUUGAAGUGGAGGGGAGGACUGUGCUCAACAAGAAAAAGAAACCAGAGAAAAGUCUCAAUAUGGAGAAUGUCAAGCUGGAUGGAGAAGAGACAGAUAGCGAGGAUGAAUGGCAAAGGCUCAUUGACCUGACCGACCCAGACGGAGAUCCAGAGUUCACACUCCAGUUGUUUGACGAUGUUGAUGCUAUCAAAAAGUUACACUCGUGUUUUAUCUCCAGCUCAGUUCAGGUGAGAGACUGUAUGCUGGAAGGAGCCUCCAGACUGAGGUCUGUUCUCAGAGUGAUUACAAACAUGGUUACUCUUAAAUGUGAUGUCAAGAAAAUUGUUGCCUUCUGUAAUUUUGUUCAGAUUCCAGAUAAAUUGUUGGAACUUUUGAAAGACAUUCUGUCCAGUACAAAGAUAAAACAGCAACCUUGGGCACAGCAGAUCCUGAUAGACAUAGCCAUCACCAUAAAUGCUUACUUUGCCUGUGAAAUCACCUGGGUGGAUUGGAAAGAUGCAGACGUUAAGGAGAAACAAAUUGUGGUCCAGUACAACAAUGCAGUACAUACUUUCUGGUCCUUGAUACCAAGUCUAGUGAAUGAGGACAUUGAUGAAGACUUAAGACUGUUGGAGCAGACUUUGUUGUGUGUUAUUUUCUUGAGUGGAGCCAAUGAAAGAGGAAAUGUGGAAGACCCAGAUAAAUAUUUCUCCUCCCUGGUGGUCAAACAUAAAGAAAGUCUUAAGGCUAUUUUACUAGCCACCAAGGGCAACCCUGAAGUGUUGAAGCAGUUAACAGAAAUAGCGGAAGGCAACAUACAGGCUGCGUCAGAACGAAUGGAGCAGAUAAUCCAUCAAGCUAUUUCAAGCCUGGUGUCAGUUGUUUAUGUUACUCAGGAGUUAGAUGGCAAGAAAGUUGGCAAGAAAAAGGUUGCUGAUUAUCUGGCAGAUACAAUGAUCAGGGAGCCAGAUAGCAUUGGUCAUGAGGUCCUUCUUCUCUCCAGGCAUCCAUUACAUUGUUGCAAUACUCUUAAGAUAAUCUACAGCUGUGUUCAAGCUUCUCCAGAACUUUGUCAGUUUUUAGAUAAACACCCAGAGCACAUGGAGUCUUUGUUGAGCAUAAUUAUCGGAAAGAUGAACUCUGACCUUGUUGAGUAUGUCACUGAAGAUAGAAACUACUCCAGCAGUGCGAUGACGACCCCAGGUGGGGGUAAGGUGGAGAAAGUACACCGCCAUGAUGACAUGGAACUCUCCAGAUUGUUUCUACUUGGUGGGGUUGAGCUGGCAGACAUGGAGGUCAAUACAGCUGUGGAACUGGUUCUGUAUAUCCUCAGCGUUAUAGUCAUACAACAGCAAUGUCUCCCUGCACCACUGGCCUCGUCAGCUGCCAUGAUGGUUGGGCUAUUUUUAGAAUCAACACUCGCCAGUCACACAGCCGCUGCAGCCCUGUUGUUCAGUCAACUGGUGACAUGUGGCGUCAAUGCUGAAGUUCAACCAUAUGAAAUGUUACAAGCUUGUCUUUCUGUCUUCACCGACCUAGAUCAGAUCUGUGUCCGUCCACCGUUUGAAUUUGGCGUGCUUGAUGGUCUCUUGAUGUUGCUGAAUGAACUUCUCUGUGGGGAAAGCUGUUUAGACAUAGAAUUACAGAGUGACAGUCCAGUUGCCAGUUUGUACAUAGAGUCUGGAAUCUGGGAUGCAAUGUGGCAUAGGAUAGCACAGGGUGUUCAAGUCAUAAAUGUGGAGAUGGAGUCACCAAUGCUUGUUGGGAAGGGGGACAGUUCAGAUGUUCCUGAAAAUUUCAUGCUUCCCGAUUGGUCGCUCAUCUCUCCGCAAGGACUUAUGGCGUCACUGCAGAUGGCUGUAACUGUUUUUACUAAGGAAACUUAUCAGUGUCUGCCCAAUCUGGCCACUUCUGACAGUAUAUUGAUGCUUACAUUAGUUCAUUUCUUGCAUCCUGGAUUUUUACAGGGAAUACAUCAGCAUUUUAAAGGUGAUGGUCCUCAAUUGGUAGAAGACAUUAUCCUUGCUGUCACACAGAUGGGUUGUUUCCCCUUUGCAGUAGACACAUCGGAUGAGCUGCUAGCAGAAAUACAGCAUUGCCUGUAUACAUCUAAGCUUGUACCACGGUUGCUUGGGGCAUGUGUGCAAUAUCUAUCUGGUCCACCAUUGGAGACACCCAUUGGACUCUUGUCUCGUCUGGUACUUGGAAAUGUAAUCUUUGUGGAACAACUAGCUACAGCUAUAAAGACUUACAAGGCUGUUCCCUUCCUAAACAAAUGUCUAAGUACUACAGCCUCUGUGUCAGUCAUCUGUGACAUCAUUUCAAUGUGCAGUCACUUGGUACGAGUCUCCCCAGAGCACCUUGACCUGGUCAAAAAUAUAUUCACAGGUUCUGAUGGUGAUUAUCUGCUCUUGUCUGUAUUCCUCACUCACAAUAAAUCUGCCAUCAAGUCUAGAACUUGUAGCUUGCUGGGAAACAUCAUGCGACAUAAUGAUCAGAUGUAUUCUGUGAUCAAGCACAAAGACAAAAUCCUGGACCAUUUGUUAUCUUGUCUUCGAGACUCUGAUUCUAAUGUUCGUAAGUGUGCAGCCUAUGCUGUUGGUAACGCCUGUUACCACAGUGGUGAAUUGUAUCCCAAACUCAGGCCUGCCGUACCACAUUUGGUCGACCUACUUCAUGAUCCAAUUACAAAGACCAGGGCAAAUGCUGCAAGCGCUUGUGGGAACUUGGGAAUGCAUUCAUCUGUUUUAUUCAACGAUAUAAAGAAAUGUAAAUUAGUUGCCCAUUUGCUGGAAGCAGCCUGUCAUGAUGCCCAGACUAUUGUUCAGAUAAAUGCGAUGCUUGCCUUGAGAAGUCUUUGCCAGCAGCAAGAAAUUCUAAAGGAUCUUCUAUCACUAAAUGGUGUUGACAAACUCACACCAUUGUUAUCGACCUACACUCCCAGAGACGUUGUGACACCAAGACCUAUAACUCCAGGGUCAAGACCUGGGAGUGUAUUGUCACCUCGACCAACUACAGCAGCUGCCAGUGGUGUGUCAGUGUGUGCUGGAAAGCUCUUAAGACUACUGCAGAAGGGAACAGCCUAAAAAAAAAAAAAAAAACUACAACACGUCAAGAUUGUCAUGUUGGUUCCAUGUUUCUACAAGGAAGUUCCGUCCCCAUUAUAACUUAACAGCUCACUGGUUAAAAUAUUGGCCUUCUAAAUCACAAAUGAAACUGCCAUUCAUCUUUAAAUUAUGUAACGUAAAAUGUCUGAUUAUAUUCAGAUUUGUAGUUUAGAUUUGAAUUAUAAAUCAUGCUGUCAUAUUAUUUAUCUUGCCUUUCUGCUACAAAUGCAUAGAGUUCAGAUGUUAAAUAUCAGAAUGCUAACAUACAAUCUCAUUGAAACUGUGCUAAGUUAUGUUAAAUAUCAAAAUGCAUUUGUUAAUGUAUGGCACUUUACUUGAUAAGCAACUGGGCUAGUUAUUAUUACCAGUCUAGGAGUAUUAGGCCAUUCAUGUUAGUUACUAUAUCAGAGUAGACUACUUGGGUAUUAGUUACUGCCAUGUAAGCUGCAACUUCAUUAAAGUCAUCAAUUUCUGAAUGCAACCAUCUCUUUCUAUACCCUGACAUAUCCUUGGUUGUUUCUCUGAAUUAGUUAUCAAACAAUUUAUAAAAGGAAUAAUCUACAAAUAGUGGUUCUAAAUCAAUGAAACUUGUAAUAGGUAUUCACUAUUGACUACCAUGUAGUUACUCAUUACACUGCCAACAGAUGGUUGAACUUUUUAUAAACAUAACCACAAGAUACUGGUGUAUGUUAUUAAUCAUAGGUAGUGAUAAAGACUUGUCCCAACAGGUUUCAAUGUACUAGUAGAAUUAACAUAUAGAGGGUUUGGUUGUUUGUUUUGUUAAUGUGCAUUCAACAUUCCACUUAUUUAAGACUAUAUGUAUAUUUGUAAGAUAACUUGCUUCAUGUUAUACAAUUUGUACUUGUAUUAUUUGAUCUUGCUCCUGGCUGCUUGUCCAUGUCUAUACUGAUGCAUUAAAGUUUAUGUACUACAUAUUUACACAGUGCCUUUAGUAUUUGACUAUUUUCUAGCUAUUACAAUCAAGCUGUAUUAACUCUUUCAGUGCAAAUUAUUUUGAUUGAAAAAAUUGAGUUUUCCAGCUGAACACAAAUUUUCAAGGGGGUAGAGUUACUAAAUAACCUAACAUAUUUGAUUUUAUUUUAAAGGAAAAUGAAUGUGCUACAAAAGCUACAAAAGUAAAGUAAAUUAAAUAAAUUAUUAAAACGAAAUUUUUUUUUAUUUAUUUUAAACCGAGUACGGAAAAAGAAAAUAUUUUUAAUAUCCAUUAAGAAAUCAAUAUACUGAAAGAUGUAACUUUUUAAUUAAACAUUUAAUCCAUUAAUAUUUUAAAAAUCACAAUACUUAACAUUUAAUCACUUUAAAUUUCAUGAAAGAUGAACGAAUGCACUAAGAAAUUGUAUUAUUUACAUUUUUUGGGUCCCGGGAAUUUAACUAAAAAAGAGGAACCAUUAAGAUGUCUAUUUUUUUUUUUAACAUGAAUUACUCGCUGAGAGUAACGCCACACUGAAAGAGUUAAUCCAUUUAAGAAAACUGUGUCACAGUUUAUAGCAGCAUUUUUUUUGGGGUUAAGUUUCCUAUUAGUUUGAUUAAGCUGUCACACAUUCCAAACUCUCACUAGGGGCUGUUGUUAUGUCACACUUGUCCAAAUGAUCAAGAAACACAAAUAAGUAGAAGAUGAUGACAUAACAAAAUAUUUACUUCCAUCAAACAUUAGGAAAAAUUCGUAACAUUUUUUUUUUUGUUAUUAGCAUGUAUAUAAGAAAAAAAAAGUAUUCAAUACACUAGAUAAUCAGUGCACGAGUCAAGUAGCCACAGUAGAUCAUCUUCUCAAGCCAGUAGGGUCAACUCAAUGUGUUUCUCCACAUGCAGCAACAACAAAUUUCUAAAAGGUUUUGUUGACAGAACAAAGAAAUCAAAAGCCAUGCAUAUAUGAAAGUAGCCAGCGAGCAAGAAGCACUACGACCUAUUAAAAGGACAAGUACUUCAAGCUAAAAUAUUUUGUUUUCUGUUCUUGGUUGAAUCUGCAAAAAGCGGCCUUUUUUCAUCAUAACUUUUUUU
Messenger RNA from Biomphalaria glabrata, 6217 nucleotides. RefSeq names its product serine/threonine-protein kinase 36-like. The transcript is spliced from 37 exons. The record is from RefSeq and is a predicted model, not a curated record. Gene Ontology annotation, biological process: protein phosphorylation. NCBI's taxonomy places the organism in Eukaryota, Metazoa, Mollusca, Gastropoda, Planorbidae. Gene Ontology annotation, molecular function: protein kinase activity; protein binding; ATP binding. The coding region runs from base 5 to 4177 and encodes 1390 amino acids. Gene Ontology annotation, cellular component: cytoplasm.